This is a messenger RNA of Bombina bombina (fire-bellied toad), 756 nucleotides long. Its product is annotated as peptide methionine sulfoxide reductase MsrA. Gene Ontology annotation, cellular component: cytoplasm. The coding region runs from base 16 to 648 and encodes 210 amino acids. The record is from RefSeq and is a predicted model, not a curated record. Gene Ontology annotation, biological process: cellular response to oxidative stress. NCBI's taxonomy places the organism in Eukaryota, Metazoa, Chordata, Amphibia, Anura, Bombinatoridae. The transcript is spliced from 6 exons. Gene Ontology annotation, molecular function: peptide-methionine (S)-S-oxide reductase activity.
UGGUGCCUUACAACAAUGCCAAGCAAGACUGUCCUACCCACAGCUGAGGAAGCUCUGCCAGGUCGGGCUGAAGCUCUGCAAGUGGCACCCAAACAUGUAGUCAAUGGGAAGUCAGCACUUGAACCAUUCCCAGCAGGGCUAGAGCUGGCAAUGUUUGGUAUGGGUUGUUUCUGGGGUGUAGAGCGUUUGUUCUGGAAACAAAAGGGGGUAUUUUCCACACAAGUGGGAUAUGCCGGAGGGUUCACCCCAAAUCCCACCUACCAAGAAGUAUGCACAGGCCUCACUGCUCACAUUGAAGUUGUCAGAAUUGUGUUUGAUCCCAAAGUAAUAAAUUACAAGACCCUUCUGCAGUUAUUCUGGGAGAACCAUGACCCCACGCAGGGGAUGAAGCAAGGUCAGGACAUUGGUACUCAAUACCGCUCUGUAAUAUUCACCUAUGGGGACCAGCAAAGAGAAGCAGCUCUACUGUCAAGAGACACCUUCCAAAAGGAGCUGACCAGUCGUAACCUGGGUACCAUCACCACGGAGAUCCACCCCGCUCCUGUGUUCUAUUAUGCAGAAGAUUAUCACCAGCAAUAUCUGCACAAGAAACCUGAUGGCUACUGUGGUUUGAAGGGCACUGGAGUGUCUUGUCCCAUGGGGGUAUAAUGUGCUAGUAUAACCCUGCAUAACACUGCUAGUAUUUCAUGCUGCUGCAAUGACUUCAUAACACACUGUUAGAGAGUAAAUAAAUACAAUGUAAGAUGGUAAAACAAA